Suillus bovinus is the source of this 462-nucleotide messenger RNA. RefSeq lists its product as uncharacterized. The transcript is spliced from 4 exons. The record is from RefSeq and is a predicted model, not a curated record. NCBI's taxonomy places the organism in Eukaryota, Fungi, Basidiomycota, Agaricomycetes, Boletales, Suillaceae. Gene Ontology annotation, molecular function: transcription cis-regulatory region binding; chromatin binding; RNA polymerase II general transcription initiation factor activity. Gene Ontology annotation, biological process: transcription initiation at RNA polymerase II promoter. Gene Ontology annotation, cellular component: transcription factor TFIID complex. The coding region runs from base 1 to 462 and encodes 153 amino acids.
AUGCAUCAUAUCACAGGUUACCGUCCCGACGGUAAGGGCAAGGGGACUGUCCACAGGAUCAGUCAGGUGGUGGAACGGAGCAUGGGUAUGCUUCAGAGCGAAAGGGAAUGCGAGGAUGACAAGGAUGACAAGGGUAAGGUCGGGCAUGAGAAGUCCGUGGAUGGCAUCCAGUUCGUGCUACCUACCGACUCUUACCCAUAUCGUGUACUGCAUGCAUAUACAUCAUCAUCAUCUCCUGGUGCUGCGAGAUGUUGGGUUCCAUGCAUCGACAAUCUGUGGGAGAAGUGCACUUGGGAGUUCAAAUUUGUUGUUCCUCGCUAUCUCGAAGAGCCUGAUCCUGGUCACUGCGGAGAGAAAGGUGAUUUUGAAGAGUCCCAGGAGUCUAUCUCGACGGUAGUUAUCUGCAGUGGCGACCUUGUGGAACAGGCAUGUCACCCACAUAUUUCUCUUUGGGCGGGCUAA